AUGGCAACGGAUAACAAGUUCUGGGGCUGGCUGGGACACGAUCGCGCGUCCGCCAAUGGUAACAUGGUCUGGGCCGAAUACGAGCCGAAGCCCUUUGAGACAACGGACGUCGAAAUCAAAAUUACCCAUUGCGGUGUUUGUGGCUCUGAUCUCCACCAUCUCCGGUCCGGCUGGCGGCCUGCAGACUACCCUCUCUGCGUUGGGCACGAGAUUGUCGGCAUAGUCGUCCGCGUGGGCUCGGAUGUUAGCGGUCUCGCUUUGGGCGACCGAGCUGGAGUGGGUGCUCAAUCUGGGGCUUGUCUCAACCAAGAUGGCGACUGCAAGGCUUGUGCUGAAGGUAUCGAACAAUACUGUCCGAACCAUACCAUUACCUAUGAUGCGAGAUUCCCAGACGGGAGCAAAGCAAACGGCGGAUAUGCGGACUUCUGGCGCGGUCCGGGCGCAUUUGUCUUUCUAAUUCCAGACUCAAUUCCCUCGGAUGCUGCAGCGUCUAUGCUCUGUGGCGGCAUAACUGCAUUCUCCCCACUCCUGCAGCACCGCGCCGGUCCCGGGAAAAGAGUCGGGGUCAUUGGGAUUGGUGGUUUAGGUCAUUUUGGCAUCAUGGCCGCAAAGGCUCUUGGCUGUGAAGAAGUCGUCGCAAUCUCUCGCUCAAGUUCAAAGAAAGAAGACGCAUUCAAAAUGGGUGCUACAAGAUUCAUCGCAACGGAUGAAGACAGCAACUGGGCGACAUCGGAGGCCUGCACAUUGGAUCUGAUCUUGUGUACUGUGUCAUCCGCCGACAUGCCUAUAGAGGGGUACAUGGGUCUUCUUGACCUGAACGGACACUUUGUUCAACUUGGUGCCCCAGAAGACAAAACACCGCCGUUCAGCAUGUUCGUUCUACUCUCUCGGCAUCGGAGUAUGAGUGGAAGCUUGAUAGGCGGGCGCAGCCAGAUCAGGCAUAUGCUAGACUUUUUUGCGGAAAAGAACAUUCGGCCAUGGAUUGUCAACAUCCCCAUGAAAGAUGCGAACAAGGCGAUACGGGACUUUGAAAAAGGCGCAGCUCGGUACCGUUAUGUCCUGGUUAACGAGAAGCAUAUAAAAUAG
Aspergillus puulaauensis is the source of this 1086-nucleotide messenger RNA. RefSeq names its product NAD(P)-dependent alcohol dehydrogenase. Gene Ontology annotation, biological process: alcohol metabolic process. The coding region runs from base 1 to 1086 and encodes 361 amino acids. Gene Ontology annotation, molecular function: zinc ion binding; alcohol dehydrogenase (NADP+) activity. NCBI's taxonomy places the organism in Eukaryota, Fungi, Ascomycota, Eurotiomycetes, Eurotiales, Aspergillaceae. The record is from RefSeq and is a predicted model, not a curated record. The transcript has 4 exons.